ACAGAUAAUUAUAAUAAUAACAUACACUUUGUAAAUCAAGUUUGUCAAAAAGAUUAUUAAAAGGAAAGUAUACUAAAAAAUAGAAGAAGGAUUGUUAUAAAAGCACCUUUAUAUAUGAAAAUGAACAAAGAAUUUGGAGAAGUUGCAUUCUUAUAAUCUCCAAAGCCACUAGAGAAGCUAAAAAAGAUUAUGCCAGAUAAGAAGAGCCCAUACAAUACGGAAGCAGUUUAAUAAAUAAUAAAGAAGAUGAGUUAGGCAAAGAACGAUGUUAUGUAGGAAACCACAAACGUUGCUAAGCCUAAUCAUUACUCUUCUACAAAAUAACUCAAUUACAACUAAAGUGCUGCACUCUAAGAGGGACUAAAAAGUUUUGGGUAAUCAGCAAGGAACAUAUAAGGCGCUUUGAAAAAUAAUUUUGUGAAUAGGCUAAGUGGAAAGGAUGAAUAGCUAUAAAACGAAAAUGUGUAAACAUAAAUAAGAUUAAAAAAUAAUUCUGCCCUAUUUUAAACAGCUAAAAUUGAUUAAAAUAAUGGCCCUUCAACCUUAGAAGAACCUUAACUUUCUCACAGAGGAUAAAAUAAUGAAGCUCCUCUUAAACUUUAAUAAAAAAUAAAGCAAAAACAAGAAAAUUAAAAUUUAGCAAAUAUUUCAUAAGCACAAAAUGCAGUCAUAGAAACUAUAACAAAUUAAAAUAACAUGUCAAAUUCAAAUGUGCCCUCGAAUUUCGUUUCCUAAAAUUUUAUAUAAAUGCUUUAAAUGACAGCUUAAAGAAAGAAUAGAGUUAAUCAAGGCAUAUAAAACCCCUAGGUACUUGCAAACUCUAAUUCAAAUUAAGCUAAGAGUUUGAUAUAGACAUAAAAUUCUACUUUAGCUACUACUUAAGCAACUUCUCAUACUUCAAAUUAAUUUUAUACUCUAGAAGAAUAGCAAAAUAAUAAUCCAACUACCUAGAUAUUCGCUUCCUCUAGUGGAUUUAAUUCACCCAAUAAUAAUUUUUCUAAAAAAUUUAAUUCUUAAAUUGCAUCUGUAAAUAGCAGUAAAAUACUACCACAAAAAAAACUAUUUGAAACUAGCGGAUCAUUCUAAUCUAAUUUUUCUAAUCCAGGCUAACAAAAAAAGAGCAAUUCCUUGCAGAGAUAAAUAAAUAACUAAAAAAUUUAGCAGAACUAGAAUCCACAAACAUUCCCUAUCAAGAAUACAUAGUCUCAUGAAUACUUCUCGAAAAGUGUUUAAAACAACAAAGGUAAAGAGUUUAAUUAAACAGAAUCCACUCCUAAAUAAGACUAUGAAUAGUUAUAUUGCUUUUAAGAUGGACUAUUAUAUAAUUCCUAACAAAAUCAAUAAUAAAUCAAUAACUAGGAUAAAGCAGAUAUUGAAAAAGAAAUAGAAGAAGAAUAUUUAAAUAACAUUAAACAAAUUAAUAAAGAUAUAAUUUCAAAAAAGAAAAUUCCUGAGGACAAGACAAACUAAUUUUUAAACUUUAUACCUAAAUCCACCACAAUUUCUAAUUAGCUUACUAUAAAAAACGACUCUGCUCUUUUCAAAAAAUCAACUGAUAAAAAAUAAAUGUUUCUUACUUAGCAAUAGUUUGGCAGCUCAUAUAAUCACGAAAAGGCUUAGAAAUAAAUUAAUGAAUAACCAAGUUCAGCAAAAAAAAUUAAACCAUAAAAAGAAAUUCCAGUUUAUAAUAAUACUGCCAAUAAAAAGAGGGAGAGUUUUGAAGUUACAAUGACAAGGACAGGAUCAGAAUUUUACAAAUCUUCUUCUCUCAAUAAAAAUGAUAAGAAAAAUUAACUAAAUACUUUUUAAGCUUAAAAAAGCCUUAAUUAGAAACCUGUUGCAUCAUAAAUUAAAAAACCUGAAUCACCUUUAAAGUAGAGCUAGCAAAAAUAAAAAACAGGCAUCAAAAAUAUUUUUAGCAGCAGCACAAAGGUGAGCUCUUCAUUAACUAGCAGUUUAAACUCUUCUAAAAAAGCUGUGAACUAAUUAAGUAAAGAAGUGAAGAACAAAUAAUAGCUAGAACUUAGCUUAAAAGCUCUUGCUAGUAUUAACUAAACAACCUCUAUACUUCAAUCUAAAAAGCAAAGUGAUGAAAUUUAAAUUCCUUAACAAAUAUAGCAAGAUAAUUAAGUAUAAAAUGGAUUAAGCUAGUACGUUUCUUAGGUUAAGCCUUAGUAAAUGUAGUAGUAUCUAUCCUAUCCUAGAAAUGAUUACAUAGAUAAAAUUGACAAUGUAGACGUAGAAUUAAAAUUAAGUAAGAAAUCCAGCUUUAACGCUGAGAAUAGAUCUUCUUAAAAUGACAAAGCUCUUUAGCUCUCUGAUUUAGAUACAGUAUAAAAUGAGAUACUUCAUAGAAAGAACAGAAUAGAAACUCCAAUCAGUUUAGGAUUUUGCUACUAUAAUACAAGCAUGGAUAUGCACAACAGAUACCCUAACUAAGACGAUUAUUUUUGCAACAUAUACAGAGAACAUUUUGUUCAAAGCUUUAAUGCUCUCAACUUCUGUAGAUCAUUAGAGCCUAUUGACCCUCUUGUCUUGGAAUCUAAAUUAAUUGAACUUCCACUAAAUCCAAAUAAAAAGAAAACAAUAAUUUUUGAUUUAGACGAAACUUUAAUUCAUUGCAACGAAGACCCAAAUGUUUACUCUGAUGUUGUUAUAUCAGUUACAUUCCCGAACGGAGAAUUAGUCCAGGCUGGAAUUAACAUUAGACCAUAUGCUAAAGAAUGCCUGAAAGAGCUCAGCAAGUAUUUUGAAAUUAUUGUUUUUACUGCCUCACAUAGUUGCUAUGCUGAAAGAGUUAUUGAAUACUUAGACCCAAACAGGCAGUACAUUAAUUAUGUAUUGAGUAGAGAUAAUUGUGUAAUGACAAAAGAAGGUGUCCAUAUAAAAGAUUUAAGGAUAUUCAAGAACAGGGAAUUAAAGAAUAUAGUAAUUGUAGAUAAUGCUGCUUACUCUUUUGGCUUCUAAAUUGAAAAUGGAAUUCCAAUAAUUCCUUUCUUUGAGAAUAAAAAAGAUAUGGAGCUUAAAUUUUUGACAGACUUCUUGAAAAAGUUACUUGACAAGGAUGAUGUUAGAGUUUUUAUUCAUAAAACUUUUAAGCUGAAUAUCUACCAAGAAUGUGAGUCUGUAGAAGAGGCAUUAGAGAGAGUUUAUGGUAUCAAAUAAAACGAUUAAAUUUAAGAAAUGGAAAAUAAUUAAUAUUAAUAAAUGGAUGAAGAUAUGUAUUACUAAUAAUAAAACUAACAGUAUAAUAACUAAAAAAAUAAUAGCAGCUAAGGUGAAGAUAAUCCUAAUGAGGAAGACGAAGAUGACGAUUUAGAAAGAGAUGAAGCUGAUGUGUUUGAAGAUUCAAACUAAGAUAUCCAGCCUGUUUUAUACUAGUAAACUUAAUAAAUGUCUAAAAAUUGUUUGUAAGACAAUAAUAAUAACCAAAUAGUUUAAAUAAGUGAGCUAGAACUUAUCAAAGAUAGCAACAAUUGA
Molecule: messenger RNA, 3480 nt
Organism: Tetrahymena thermophila SB210
Lineage: Eukaryota; Ciliophora; Oligohymenophorea; Hymenostomatida; Tetrahymenidae
Product: NLI interacting factor-like phosphatase
Exons: 9
Molecular function (GO): phosphoprotein phosphatase activity
Source: RefSeq, a predicted model, not a curated record